Scatophagus argus is the source of this 9774-nucleotide messenger RNA. Its product is annotated as storkhead-box protein 2-like. The record is from RefSeq and is a predicted model, not a curated record. Gene Ontology annotation, molecular function: RNA polymerase II transcription regulatory region sequence-specific DNA binding; DNA-binding transcription activator activity, RNA polymerase II-specific. The transcript is spliced from 5 exons. The coding region runs from base 1118 to 4336 and encodes 1072 amino acids. Gene Ontology annotation, biological process: positive regulation of transcription by RNA polymerase II. Gene Ontology annotation, cellular component: nucleus; cytoplasm. Lineage: Eukaryota; Metazoa; Chordata; Actinopteri; Scatophagidae.
CUGUACUGUGAAGCUCAGAUUUUGACAGUAAGACCCAGGCCUCCCAUACUAACACCUGACCUUGACAUCACAUGGAUUGGUCCACCUGACUCUAAUUUCCCUUUAGAACGUUCUCCUGAACUGAUAACCCUGGAGGUUCAUUUAUCAUGCACAAAUAUGUAACAUAUGAUCAUUUUUCCACAAUUAACAAGCAUAAUGUUUUAUUCUCAUUUGCUUAAUUUGGUUCUCUUUAUCUAGUGUUAGGACUUUUGUGAAAAUCUGAUCUCAUUUAGGGAAGUCAUAUUUAUGCAAAAAUAGAGAAAAUUCUAAAGGUUUCACAAACUUUCAAACACCACUGUAUGGUGAAAUGGGACCUGCAUUUGUUCCAAAAUAAGAUGUAAAAUUUAAUUUGAAAACGUGCCCGGGAAAUAGUUGUUUUCUGUCUUGUUGACAAUCCGUUGACGCAGCUGAAUGAUGCUUGCCAUCGCUCUACCUGAAUGAGCCACUUUUGUUGCAUCCAACUGUGCACCGUAUAGGAGCGUACCACGAGUGAGACGGGACAUUAUUCAUUAGCGGUUGAAACGAUCUUAAUUACAAGUUAACCGUGAAAGCUGGACAAAAGAUACAAGGGACCCCACGACAAUCAUCUGCUGCCUACAGAUGAGAAAAGGGGAAGAGGGGUAGGGGUCGCCGCAUCCGUUGCCUGGGUGAAUUAAUUAACACGCUAGCGUCCUGCUAGCUGGGAGCAUUUCUCGGUCUCUAAUGUAACGAGGUUUCACUAACACCGAAAAUCACGAAUGUCAUCUGUCGUUUCUGGUGGACAGCGCUCGAGGUGAAUCUUCAUUAACUACUAGCAACGGUUACGGGGCGAUAUAUUACGUCUGGAGAAGAAGGCGUACCUUAAGUGUGUAAGAAUGGUUUCAUGUAGGCUAAGGCUACGGAGCUAACGGGAGCUAGCAUAAUAGCUUCACAGAAAUAAAGUAGGAGGCUAUGCGGCUGCUGCAGAGUGUAGCAGUAGUUAAACACCCUGCUAGCUAACCUGGGUUGUGUGUUUGCUCAUGAAGUCUGAUGGUGUCUCAGACAGGUUAAUACGAUGAUAAUAUUGCAUUCGAUUGUCAGUUAGAAGGCCGACGUGACAAUGGAGUCUUUCCUGCAGAUAGCUCCCCAUUCCCUGGCUAUAGUGUUGUCCAGGGUCGUUGCCGGGGAGGCAGUGGGGGUGGUUGGGGUGUCAGAGAGUGACGAGCUGCCGAGACACCACACCGGCUAUGAAAUUUUUGCCGAUUUCAAAGCAGAAAAUACCCAACAGCAUGUGUGGAACCAACGGAUUACCGAGGCUGUGUCCGAGACAUUCUUCCUGGGAUGGAUAGACGAGCAUGUGCUGUUGAUACAGGGGAAGGAGGACCAUUUGGAGGUGCUGAGAGAGGGAUGGAUGCGGAGGUCUCUCAAUCCGCCACGGGGAUUCACCAUCAAAUACCUGGGUGAUGUGUCGCCUAUCAGUAUGUCCCCCAUCAGCCAGUCGCAGUUCAUCCCUUUGGGAGAAGUAUUGCUUUUGGCUAUUUCUGCUAUGAACUCUGCCCAUAAACCUGUCACUCAGGAGGCCCUAACUGAACACCUGCAGACAUGUUUUCCAGAGCCUUCACUCACUCCACCUAUACUGUCAGCGAAGUCAUGUGUGUUGUGUUGGUGGUAUUUAAAAAAUCAGCGCAAAUGUAGCUGUUGGAAGAAGAGAAGCAGCAGCGUUUGGUCAGCAGAAAAAGGUGUUCCCACACCAACGGAGGAGGUUCUACAUCAUACAUUAAGCAUGUUGGUCCAUGAGAGGAAGAUCUACCCAACAUCCGAUGGAUAUUUUAUUGUAACUCCUCAGACUUACUUUAUCACUCCGAGCCUAAUCCGAACCAGCUCUAAGUGGUACCACUUAGAUGAGCGAUCCACUGACCGACAUCAACAGCAGCAACAUCAGAAUCAACAACAGCAUCAGGAGACACAGUGCACCUCUCCUCUCUCUGGCACAGUCACCCCAUCCACCUCUGGAGUCGUGCGAGAUCGAUCACACCCAAAAUCUAGCCAAAACCAUAGUGGGGGUGGUGGAGGAGGUGGGGAUUCUUUUUACAACAGUUACCGUGGAGAAGACCCACCUAGCCAUCAUACCACCCUGCAGCGCCGAUCCCCCAAAGACCAACGAGAAGCGUACUCCUCCCCACACUCCCCACAAACACCUCCUCAGCAAGCAGGAGGCAACACAGAAAAAAGUCGCAGUACUCUUGGGUUCCCCUUCAAGACGGACACACUCACUAAGCACCGAGGGGGGGGAGGUGGGUUAGGAGGAGGAACUGGAGAGAUAGACAAACAAGCAGCUGGAGGAAUUGGUACAGGAAGUCGGAAAUUUGGUUUGAAGCUGUUUCGUCUGAGCUUUAAAAAGGACAAAACCAAACAGCUGGCCACCUUCUCUGCACAGUUCCCUCCCGAGGAGUGGCCACUCCGUGAUGAGGAAGCACCCAGCCAGCUGCCGCGGCAUGUAGAGAUGGAGAUCAUCCGCAGAAUCAACCCUGACCUCACUGUGGAAAACCUCGCCCGACACACUGCAGUCAUGAAGCGCCUUGAAGAAGAGCGUGCCCAGAGGAGCAAAGCAUCUUCAGCCAAUCAAAGUUCCAGAAGUAGGAGAAGUGGGGGUAGACACAGGAAGCAGUCUCAGACUAAACUCAGCCGCUCACACAGCAAGACACGGACAUCCCGUGGUGAGCCAAGUGAUGGCUUCCACCUGGAGCUGGUCGACAGGGACUACAGAGCCUAUUCAUCCUCACUGGCUCGGUCACCACGGGAACAUGCUCUGGCCAUGGAGCGGCAACGGGCUCGGCUUCACCUGGCACACAGCAACCCUAACAUUCUUGACUCCUCCCACCUGCCUAUCACACCAGAGUGGGAUGUGUCUGGAGAGCUUGCCAAGCGACGCACAGAAAUGCCUUUCCCUGAACCAAGCCAUGCCCCAUCAGCACACCACUCCAAAGUCCACCGCUCUCACUCCCACACCCAGGAGAGGAAGUCCAGGAAUGAACGCAGCGACAAGGCCAAGGAACGUUCCAGAUCCAUGGACAAUUCCAAAGGACCACUUGGAGCUGGGCUGAUUGGACCGCCUGAUUAUUAUGAUGACCGCAGCCGUUACUAUACUGAUGAUGGCACCCUGCGAGCCAAUCAGACCUCAUCUCACUACUCUCACACCACUCCACCCUCAGCUAAGCUUUCUGUGGAUUCUCUGGGGUUGGACGGUUGCAGGAGCUUAGAAAUGAGUAAGAGCAAGGAUGGCCUGCCAGCAUACUCACCCAAACCACUACCCACCUCUGUCCCUGCUGAUGAUUACUUCCAAUGUGCAGGUUCCUCUGAGGCUGUCCUCACUGCAGCAAACCCACUGGGAACACAGGGCAAAAGUAGCCAUGAUGGAUUAAAACUAGGUAGCACUGACAGGCAAACAGACAGACAGACACCCCAUCCCCUAGAAAAUGAGGACUUGUCAAAGGUGGGGCCUAAGUGUGGCAGCCUGCCACCAAUACCUCUCUCUAUCCCAGACUUCCCCCUUCCAAAUGGACGACCUCCACACAGUGCCUCCUUUGCUCAAGAAAAUCGUAAGGAGAUCUUUAGUAAAGACACACUGUUUAAACCUCCUCCUAGCCUUCCUUUAUCUGGCUACAGCUCCCUAAGAAAACCCCCAGCCCUCACUUCCUCUACUCUGUCUUCAUCUUGUGAUGCACUGGAUUCCCAGGAAGCCUUUGAUGUUCCAAAACCUCUGUUGGCCACACCACCCGCUCCAUCACAGGGUAUUGAACCUAUUACCAGUGCUGCAGAAGCCUCCUUUGACUACUACAAUGUCUCUGACGAUGAUGAACUUGAGGAGGGGGGGACUAAAAGCCGAGCAGAGGAUGAAAAGGCUGGAAGAGGAGUUGUGGGCGUGGUAGGUGGUGGAGCAGGGACCAUGCAAUGGCUGUUGGAGAGAGAGAAGGAGCGAGAUCUACAGAGGAGGUUUGAAAGAACCCUCACCUUCCCUGGGGCUAAAGAGAACAUUCCAGAGCCAGGUCAGAACCAGCAGUCAGCCCACUCCGCCAGACUUGACAGUAUGGACUCCAGCUCCAUCACUGUUGAUAGUGGAUUCAACUCACCACGAACGAGGGAGAGCCUAGCAUCGAACACCUCAUCCAUAGUGGAGAGUAACCGUCGGCAGAACCUGGCAUUGAGCCCCGGCCAUCUGGGCAUCACUACCGGUAACGGCCCCCCCUUCUCCUUCCGUACCAUCCCAGAACCUGCCAGCACCCAACCAGAGAAACUCCAGAAGCCCAGCACUUGCCUUGCGUCAAUCACCAGCGUCUAGGAGUGGAAUUAGGACUGGUUGGACCUACAGAACCACUGGGCAGGCGACUGGAAAAUAAACCUUCCUCCCCCAAGGACUGUUACACCUGACUGUCUAAAACAGUGGACCACAGGUCCUCUGUGGAACUAUAGCUGGUAACAGAAAUAUACACACAGUGACCGAUGGAUCCAAACAGGAGUUUAGACCACCAGGAAACUGCUCUUUCUUUCUCUUUCUCUUACACAUGCACACAUACACACACACACACACACACACACACACAUACAAACAUAGGCAUACCAGGGCACUUGGCAGACCAUGAUCACACACUGCUUUUAUGUUGUUUGACUAACCUAGGUCAUACUGUGUGUGUGUGUGUGUGUGUGUGUGUGUUGGGGGGGGGUAUAAUCCGUAAUUUCCGUUCAUGUUAUUUCCAAUCCCAUUCCAACUGAUGGAUCUCCCUCUAGUGGUGUUUACUGGUAUUACACACUGAAUAGAUAAAGCUCUGCUGGUUACUAUUACUGAUGUACACACACUAUUAGUGAUCUGGCUCAUUCUUACUGAUUACCUUAGCUCCUCCCUAAAAUUCACCAUUGGCGAGCACCAAUGUACAGUACAGUACAGUGCCACAGGAAAUGGCAAACGAUACUCUGGCAAAUGGCAAAAGCAAAUCCCACAUGAAAGUGAAGUGGUUAGUCAAAUGAGUAACCUAACACCAAGACCAAUUUUGCUAUAAUACCCUUGUCGCAUGAAGCUGAGCAGUUCUUACAGCUGUUGGAUGAUGCCUGUGUAAUCUGCCUGAACAGUGUUUCCAGUUUUUAACCAGAUUUUAGAUAUCCUCUCCAAAUGUUGUCAGAUACAUGGGCAGCCUCAGGUUUAAUUCAGAGGAUGAGACUAUUUAAACUUUCAUGAAGACAGAUCUUCUUCCACUAUUUUUUUUUUAUCUUUUUAUGUUACUCCUCAUUGCCGUUGGCAUGCAGCUACUUCAUAUUACGGCUCCCCAGAGUAUGGCAAUCAGCACCAGAUGGCAAUGCCACACCAAGACCUCAAUAUACACAGAAAAUGAGAAAAUCUUUUUUUAUGAGGAGUGGAUGGAGAGAGAAGCAGAAAAGCAGUGAACCUUAACAACAAAGAAAAAGCACCUUUCCUUUAAACAUUUCAAGCAAAAUAAACAAGAACUACUUAAUCAAACAUCAGUAAACAUUUGAAACUCUGACUACUACAGUCACACAGCUGUAAGCAGUGGCAAGGGGUUACAUUUAAAUCUGAGCUUCUUAGCUAAGCUUUUAAAAAGUUAGUUAGUGACUUCUAAGAGUUGAAAGAUUUUAAGCAGCAAAAUCACCAUACUUGAAUUUUAAAUUAGAUGUAUACAUUUUGGCAUCAGAGAAAGUAGAUUCCGCUGUAUGUUAAAAGCCUGGGUUUAUGUGUUCCCAUUCACAACAGCUGAACUAGCACUAGUGGCUGAAUGUCCAACAAAGGGUAUGCGAUGCAAUCCGGUAAAACCUCAUGUAGAGCAGUAUUUCACACAAAUAGGGCUGUGACUUAAUUUUUGGAUUUUCAUAGUUCCUUAUUUAUACACAACUUUACCAUUCAUUUGCAUUUCUACAAGUUAAUGUCUACUUGACUUUUUUUUCCAAAAAAAGAAAAAAAAACCCUGAGCUAUUCUGACUCCUGGUAGGGAGUCAUCAAAAAGAGGGAUAAUAUUUUUGAAUAUAGUUAAAUCUCUGCUUACACAUGGAUUGUUAGGGUCACCUGCAUAGUUUGCAUAGUUGCAUAUUAGUCCCUUCUGUAUGGGUGAGCAGGGAUUACACAAAACCUCAAUUUUAAAUGUUUUGGUCUCAUUAUUUAACCAGAAUCUGGGCUAAGCUGAAUUUCUCAAAAACAAACAAACAAACAAAACUCCCGCAGGCCUAGUUCAGUCAUCGCUCAUCCUCCUAUAGGCUCAGGGAGCUGUCAGUCAACCCGAUGUUGCCGUCUUAUAGGUUCCUUUACAACUACCUCCAUAGCAACAAAAACACAGCUCGUCCUUUCUACAAUCACACUGUCAUAAGCAUCUAGCCUUUGAAUGUCUAUACACACACAUAUGCAUAUACACAUAUAUACAAUAACUCACUACACAUCAAAGUGCUGGACUCCCUGUUGUUUUACUUUCUUCAUCAAUGAGGUUUCUUCUGCAUGAUAUAUGAUAGCAUUGUGGUUAAAUGGCACACUUGCCAGUGUCCUCAAUGUGUCCUCAAUUUCCACUGGAAAGCAGCCUCCUGGCUACAUCAGUUUUGACAUCAGAAAUGUUUACUGCGCCACAAUCUGACAAGUACUUAUUUGAAGUUUACUGACCCUCAGUAAAGCAUAGUGUAACUGCCUUUGGUUAAAGAACAGUAUAUCUCAGAAGACUUGUUGCUUUCACCUUGAGAAUCUUGCAUGGUAGGAUCUGAUGGUUUAUUUAAACUGUCAUUUCUAUCCAUAAAAUUUUCUCAGUGUGGGGUGUUCAGUUCCCUCUUCUCUGAAGUCAUUGUUGCAGCUCACUAUACUGUUCAUCUGGCCAACUAUACAGGCACCAUAACUGACUACUAAGAGUCACUAAUGUAGUUACAAGGAUGGAAGGAUGUGAACCCUCAGUGGCUUCCUGGGACACACAGUCAGACUAGGGGUAAUACUGUAGUCCCUGAACUAUUAGAUCUCAUUCUGUCCCAGCAUUUAGUUCUACUCAUCAUCCUGCCACUGUGCAAGUAUCUAACAAUAUGUAUUACCACUUUAGUAAAAGGUUCAGUAUCAUUCAAACUGCAAAUACUAGGGCUUUAACCUUUUCCCCCUACCCCAGAGUGUUGAUUUAUAUGCUAUUGAUUUUUCUGUUUAUCAAAUGUGGUCCCUGUUCUAAUCUCUCUGCUAUCACUAAAAGAGAUUUACAGUAUUUUCCAAUGCUGUUCUUGGCUUUUACUUUCUGUAGAGGUGCAAAGGACAAACAUCAGUCAGUGUUAACACUAUCUCAGUUUAGACUGACAUCUAGGAUUAUUUUUGUAUUUGGCAUUUUGAUACUACAUAAACAGGUCUCCUAACUGUAUUUAGGACAAAAUCAUAUCUUAUUUAAGGAUAGGAAUUACGCUAUUAUAGAAUUGUUCUAACUGAAGAAUUUCUAAAGUUAAGAAUCCUAAGUUAGGUUAGCAUAGACCUGAUCUUAAAUUCAAAAUACAUGGCAAAAAUGGCAAUAGCACUGUUGUUAUGUAUUUAUGGAAUUGGCUAGAUUAAGAUGGGUAACAACACAAACACUGAAAUAUUAUGGCUUAAAGAUUGCUGAAAUGAUAACUGUUGGAGAACGUAGCACUAUUGUUAGCCUAUUGGAGAAACUGACAGCAAUUUUAGUCUAAUGGAGAAGCUAAUAAAAAUGUAUUAAUAUGCAUAUAUCCUCUCCAACACUGACACGAUUAAUGCUGCAGCCUCAUCGAGGCUAGAAACGAAUCCUGUCUUUUUUUGUCGAUUACAGCAAGCUAACUAGCCAGUGACAGGGGAGGUAGGACAGCCAUGAAGUUAGGUUGUCCUGUGUCCUGAACAUAGGAUUUUUCCUGUCUUUAAAACUUAAGAUAAGACAAGCAGUUUGAAAUUUUUUUUGUAAUGAAACCCUUAAUCUCGGAUUUCUUUUUCUGUUAUAAAAUUAUAUCCAGUAGUCUACAUUGUCAGUUGUUAUACUAUUAAAAUUUGUACUUUUACAUAUAAAGGAACAUUCAAGCCCGUGCAAAAUGAGUUUACACACUGCUGAUUAAGCCUGUAAUUGACAAGUAAAACUCUGUAUUUCAUACUUUGCAGUUUUAAUAUCUGGUGUGUGCAGUGACAUUCCUACGCUUGUGCUGAUGCGGUUUACAUCAAUAAAUGUUUUGCCAAAGCUGAAGGGAGAGCAAUGCAUUCUAGAAAAAGAAGAAGAAGAAGAAUCAGCUUUAUUGGCAGUAUAUAUAUAUAUUCAGUGUGUGUGUGUGUGUAAUUACAUACACACACUGAAUUUCUCCUCUGCAUUUAACCCAUCCUUAAUUGAACACACAUGCAACACCCAGCAAAUUACUUGCAGUGAAACACAGGAGCAGUGGGCUUCCACUGUCAGGCGCCCGGGGAGUAAAUUGGGGGUUAUGUACCUUACUCAAGGGCACAUCAGCCGGCUUAUGGGGGGGGGCUGCAUUCUCUCAUUAAUCACUCCACCACACUCAAAUUUUUCCUGCCCAUCCAGUGGGGGAAUCGAAUAGCGACCCUCCGAUCACAAGCUGCUUCUCCUACCUCUACGCCACAGCUGCCCCCCAAUCUACAAAGAACCCCAGUCCCACCCCCACCCACACUCUGACCCCGACUUUUUUUUUUUCAAACUCUAGCCAUUUAACCAGCUAUUUAAGCCAACCCCUAACCUAGCAACUAGCCAGUCAGAGGUGAAUUAGGUCAUGUCUUCAUGGAAUGGGCCAGUGAAAAAAAAACAGACAUACAGUACAAAUAUGCUGAUGUAUGUAAACAUAGCAAUGGAGAAGAUUAGUGUGGUGCCUUUGGCAAAAUAUGCAUGUCAGCUGUGUAAUUAAUCUUACCAGAAAGGGGAGAAAAAGGUUCAGCACUGCAGGUUUCAGGGUUUCAGUCCUUCCUCUGUAAAUAAUCUAGGGAUAUUCUUUACAUCUUUUUUUGUAAUAGGGUUCUAGUCUCUACUCUAACCCAGCAGUCAGCUUUAAAUCUUUUAUAAAGCCCACAACAGUAGAGAUUUAGGCCUUACUACAUCAUUACAGUAGGAUUCCAAUCCCAAUUAUGCCUUGUAGAGGUUGUUCCAACAUAGUUGGCCCUCAUCUCAUACAUCUGUGACUGCAGAAAGACAUACAGGGAAGGAUGUUAGUCAAGUCCCUGUUACACUUUUACCAUUUAGAGGGUCACUUGUCCCUACAAGUUCAGUACAGUACAAAGUACAGUAUUUAAUCUCUGUUGUUACACAGUUCAGGGGUUUUUGCUCCUGUUCCACAGCCACAGUAGGGUUCUCGUCUCUAUAAGUAGUAAAAUAGCGGCCAUAUUCCCCUGCCCAACAGAGGUCAUGGGUUCAAUUCCUUGUGUCUGAUGUUUGAACUUCUGUCAACCCCAGUCCUCUCUCCUACUGUCUGGCGCAAUGCCCUUCCAUCAACCCUCUUUUCUCUCCAACAAGAGUCCUGUAAUCUUCCAUCCCUUUUCUACUGACAGUCCAUGAAAUGUCUUCCCUCAACAUUGGUGGUAGUUUAUAAAAAUGGAGGUUUUACAAUAACAUUGGUGACAGUAUGUCAUACCUGUAAAUGAUGUUUAUCUGUCAUGCCUAGUCACACAAAUUAAACAAUAAAAGAGGGAUUUUUAAAUGUCUAUAAUAUCUGAAAGUCCCUUUGAUGUGUAGUACUAGUGUUACUGUUGUUGUAGUGUAUGUGAUACCCUAUGGGAAUUGUGUUACUUUUUGAGAUAAUAAAUAACAUGUUUGAUUACAACAA